Lepus europaeus (European hare) is the source of this 1983-nucleotide messenger RNA. RefSeq names its product iron-sulfur cluster assembly 1 (gene ISCA1). Gene Ontology annotation, cellular component: cytoplasm; mitochondrion. The transcript is spliced from 4 exons. The record is from RefSeq and is a predicted model, not a curated record. NCBI's taxonomy places the organism in Eukaryota, Metazoa, Chordata, Mammalia, Lagomorpha, Leporidae. The coding region runs from base 100 to 489 and encodes 129 amino acids. Gene Ontology annotation, biological process: iron-sulfur cluster assembly. Gene Ontology annotation, molecular function: 2 iron, 2 sulfur cluster binding.
GCUUGUGGCGUCAAUGCGCCUGCCCGUGUCCAUGGAGAGAGGCUGAGGUGUCCGAGCUCCCGGGCCCUCGGCGAGCCCCGGUGGCCGGGGACGGCGAAGAUGUCGGCUUCGUUAGUCCGCGCCACUGUCCGGGCUGUGAGCAAGAGGAAGCUGCAGCCCACCAGGGCCGCCCUCACCCUGACACCAUCGGCAGUAAACAAGAUAAAACAGCUUCUUAAAGAUAAGCCUGAGCAUGUAGGUGUAAAAGUUGGCGUCCGAACCAGGGGCUGUAACGGCCUUUCUUAUACUCUAGAAUAUACGAAGACAAAAGGAGAUUCUGACGAAGAAGUCGUUCAGGACGGAGUCAGAGUGUUCAUCGAGAAGAAAGCCCAGCUAACACUCUUAGGAACAGAAAUGGACUAUGUUGAAGACAAAUUAUCCAGUGAGUUUGUGUUCAAUAACCCAAACAUCAAAGGAACUUGCGGCUGUGGAGAAAGCUUUAACAUUUGAAUCCUCAGGACACCUCUGGCCGCCAGCUCCAGGGAAGCGCACGCACGCCUUGGGACUCACGGAAGAAAUCGUGUGACUGUCACGUGCUUCAGGGUUAUAACGGGAAAAUAAAACAAUGCAUUUUGGAAAUGAAGCCAGUGUGUUAGCUGCCAGGAGACGUGGGAUCCGUGCGCUCUGUAGGAAACCGAGCCUGAGAGGCCGUCGCUCUCUGGAUCGUUUUCUUCUCUGAGGACAGGAACCCGGCUGCACACCUGACCCUUCUGUCAGCACCAGUUUCCCUCAGGCCGCCCCCCAAGGAGGUCAGCGUUCCUGGAUCUCCACCGCGUGGCGGCACGGCUGUCUCCCUCGCCGCUGUUCCCACCACAUUGCUGGCUCCUAAAACGCAGCAGCAGGAAGUCCAGGCUGCUGGGAGCAACGUGAUGGUGCAUUGUAGCCAUUUUCCAUUGUUACCAGGACGCUCAUUGUCAGAUGCCUCCUCUGCAGUAUUUAGCAGAGCUGGGCAAAGAUUCCCUUGAAGUGCAGUGCGGAAUAGCUCGCCAUGGUGAUGGCCAAAGGUGAGAAACACUGGAGCCACCUGUUCUCAAUCCAUUUCUUUUGCCACCUAAAUGCCUGAACGAGGGGAUCUCAAGCCCGCCUGCGAUUCUCUUGAUUGGAAGAUGCCUGUUGGACCAUGCACCCUCUGCGGCCCCCCCCCAACACCUCGUCCCCCAGUUCUUUUUCUGAGGAAGCAGAGACCCCACGGGCACCCGGGGGCUCGUGUGCCCCGUCGUUCACAAGAUCAGGGGUCCCUGCCCUUCCCUGGAGGUGGUUCCUGUGCACUGUACUCCAGGCGGUCGCUGACGGACACGGUGACCCGGCAUCUUCGUCCGGUCAGCUUUCUGAUGGGAUUGCGUUCUAGUUUGGUGGUUAGCACAUUAGUUUUGAGUGGGAGGAGUCUUCAAAACCUUUUUGUGUGAAUCACCAUUGUUUAGAACUUGUAGGCAUGGUUUCCUCAAGCCGAGCGGGCACACACGCACUCAGAAUUAAUGCUUUGGGAAGGUGGGAGCAGCCGCGAAGCAGAUCGUGGAAGCUUAAUUAAAACCCCCAAAUCCGAGUCCGCUCUCUGGUCCCUGAGCCAGUCCCUGCAAGUUUAAACAUGUUUUUAACCUAACACUGCUAUCGUCAUCUUUGACAGUGUUCCUUUUGCUUUAGUUUCUUGAUUUUUCUGAGUUUGACACAUGAAGGAUUCUGAGAUGACGUAGACACUUUCUUUGAACACCGAUCUCAUCAAAGUAGCUGAGUUCCUUUACAUCUGUCCUGUUUACUAAAGUACCUGGCACAAAAUGUACCUGGCACCAAAACCUAGAGCAGUUGUCAUGGAAAUGCCAUGAGUUUGUUCUGUUAAUAUAAUUGUGAUCCACUUAUAAUUUAUGCAAUACUGUAUGUGUGUAGAAGUUCAGUUAUCAAUUAAAAAAAAGUGGCUUCUUUGUGAUCAUAAAGUUGCCUUUUCUUAUG